Messenger RNA from [Candida] anglica, 558 nucleotides. NCBI's taxonomy places the organism in Eukaryota, Fungi, Ascomycota, Pichiomycetes, Serinales, Debaryomycetaceae. The record is from the annotation of a GenBank genome assembly.
AUGUCCUCUACCAUUUCUUCAUCUUUGAAAAUAACACCAACAUCGGAAAUUAUCACACUAGCCGGAGGGUGCUUUUGGGGAGUGGAACGUCUCAUAACAAAGCAAUUCCAAGGACAGGGCCUAGUCGAUAUUAAAUGUGGAUAUGCAAAUGGAAAAUUGGAUGUUGGUGAGGUAACCUACCAAAAAGUUUGUAGUGGAUCUAUAAACUUUGUUGAAGUUGUCCAGGUAUCAUACGAGCCUUCAGAAAUUCAAGUCGAAGAAAUUUUAGAUAUCUUUUUCCGUAUCCAUGACCCGACAACUGUAGAUUCACAGGGUAAAGAUGUGGGAAUUCAAUAUCGUUCUGCAAUUUUCACCCAUUCAAAUGACCAACUAAAAGCCGCCUUGGUUGCUAAAGAAAAGGCUCAAAAUAAAUGGUACCCAAAUCACAAAAUCGUCACAAUUAUAGAGCCAAUUAAAGUGUACUAUGAUGCUGAAGAGUAUCACCAACGAUACUUUGCAGUACAUCCAGAAAAGAAGGGAUGCCCUAAUCAUUAUUUAAGGCAGACUGUCAAGGCAUAA